CGCUCCUCAUCUCCGGCCCGCGGCUGGGUCCGCACCGGCUCGGGAGGGAACCGCUCGGGUGCCACCGCCGCCGCCACCGCCGCCGCCGCCGCCGCCCCAGGGGGAGCGCGGACGCCGCGACGACAGGGAGGCGGAAGGAGGACACGCUCGCUCGCCGGCGCGGAGCCCCGAGGGCGGAGCCGCCGCGGGCACGCCCCGCCUCGGGCCCGAGAAGACGUCGCGGGCGACCCCGCCGGCCGGCCGCCGCCCCCCGCCGCGGCCCAGACCCGCCCCCGGCCCCGGCCCCCCGCCGGCGGCAUGGAGGGGCCGCGCUCCUGACGGCCGCGCCCGGCCGCUCCCGCACGCCCCCGCUCGCAUGUCCGCGCCGCGCUAGCCGAGGAUGCUGAGGAUGAAGCUGCCGCCGAAGCCGACGCAGCCCGCCGAGCCGCCGCCCGAGGCGGACGAGCCCGAGGCGGACGCGCGGCCGCGCCGCCGCCGCGACGGUCGCGCCCCGCUGCCGCCGCCGCCGCCGCCCGCGGGCCCGCCGCGGGGACCCCCGGCGCCCCCCGCCGCGCCGCCGCCGCCGCCCGCCCGGGGGCUCGGGCCGCCUGUUGCUGGCGGCGGCGGCGGCGGCGCGGGGCCCGCGGCGGCGCUGCGGGAGCAGGAGCGCGUGUACGAGUGGUUCGGGCUGGUGCUGGGCUCGGCGCAGCGCCUGGAGUUCAUGUGCGGGCUCCUGGACCUGUGCAACCCGCUGGAGCUGCGCUUCCUGGGCUCGUGCCUGGAGGACCUGGCGCGCAAGGACUACCACUGCCUGCGCGACUCGGAGGCCAAGGCCAACGGCCUCUCGGACCCGGGCCCGCUGGCCGACUUCCGCGAGCCCGCCGUGCGCUCGCGCCUCAUCGUCUACCUGGCGCUGCUGGGCUCGGAGAACCGCGAGGCCGCCGGCCGCCUGCACCGCCUCCUGCCCCAGGUGGACUCGGUGCUCCGGAGCCUGCGCGGCGGCCGGGGCGACGACGAGCCGGACGCCGACGGUGACGCCGACGGCGACGGCGACGACGAUGCGGAGCUGGACGGCUCGGGGCCGGAAGGCGGCGGCGGCGGCGGCGGGCUGGGCGCGCGGGCCCAGGAGGAGUUGCUGCUGCUCUUCACCAUGGCCUCGCUGCACCCGGCCUUCUCCUUCCACCAGCGGGUCACGCUGCGGGAGCACCUGGAGCGGCUCCGCGCGGCGCUGCGCGGUGGCCCCGAGGACGCGGAGGCGGAGCCGUGCCGCCUGGCCGGCCCCUGGGCGCAGAAUGACUCUGCUCACGGUGAUUACAUGCAAAAUACCGAGGUCAGUUUGAUAGAACAAGCCCCAAUACCUCAUGGCGGACUUACUGUGGCACCUCAUAGAACUCAGCGAGAAGCUGUACACAUUGAGAAGAUAAUGUUGAAAGGAGUCCAGAGAAAAAGGGCUGACAAAUAUUGGGAGUACACCUUCAAAGUAAAUUGGUCUGAUCUUUCAGUCACAACAGUAACAAAAACCCACCAAGAACUACAGGAAUUUCUACUGAAGCUUCCAAAGGAAUUGUCUUCAGAGACUUUUGACAAGACCAUCUUAAGAGCUCUGAAUCAGGGCUCGUUGAAAAGGGAAGAACGACGGCAUCCUGAUCUGGAACCCAUCCUCAGGCAGCUAUUUUCAACUUCGUCACAAGCUUUUCUACAGAGUCAGAAAGUGCACAGCUUUUUCCAGUCCUUAUCGUCAGAGCCGCUCCACAGCCUCAAUAACCUACAGCCCUCACUGAAGACAUCAAAGAUACUAGAACACUUAAAAGAAGACAGCUCAGAAGCUUCAAGUCAGGAAGAAGAUGUGUUACAGCACACCAUAAUCCACAAGAAGCAUACUGGGAAAAACCCCAUUAUGAACACUAUUGGUACGAGUUGCUCUCCGCUGGAUGGGCUGGCGAUGCAGUAUUCUGAGCAGAACGGGAUUGCGGAUUGGAGGGAGCAGAGCUGUGCCGCCGUGCCGCGUCCAGAGCACUGUGUGACCGUGGUGGGACAGCAGCAUUCAACUGAAAAACGAAGUAUGUCUUCAAUAAAUAAGAAGAAAGGAAAACCACAAAUAGAAAAGGAGAAAAUUAAAACGGACAACAGGUUGACUGGUAGGAUAAACGGCGUUCGGCUCUCCGCUGCUCAGCAUGCCCACGGGGGUCCCGUGAAAGAUGUGAAUUUGGACCUUGGAUCGGGACAUGACACCUGUGGAGAAACAUCCUCAGAGAGCUACAGUUCUCCGUCCAGCCCGCGGCAUGACGGGAGAGAAAGCUUCGACAGCGAGGAGGAGAAGGACCGAGACACCGACAGCAAUUCCGAGGACUCCGGGAACCCAUCCCCGGCCCGCUUUCCAGGCUACGGCGUGAAGCCCCCAGUGCACGCGUCCCCCCUGGGCAGUGACGCCGGCGGGCUGCUGGAGGAGCCCGCACCCUCGCCCAAGUACCAGCACAUCUUCAUGCCGGCCCUCCACUGUGUCGUGCACAACAGUGCCCCCAAGUCCCCAGUGGUGCUUCCUCCCGCCAAGACCACGGACGGCAAGGCCCUGGGCGUGCUGGUGCCCAGCCCCGUGGCGCUGUCUGCCGUCAGGGAGUCUGUGAACUCCGCCCCCUCGGGGCUCCUCGUGCCCGCGGCUUCCCCGGGGGACUCGGACAAGCACCUGGAAUUGCUGGCGUCCCCCCUGUCCCUGCCCGCCCCCUUCCUCCCGCACGGCAGUGCCCCCGCUUUGCACCUGACCAUCCAGAGGCUGAAGCUGUCCCCGCAGGGGUCCCCCGAGAGCUGCGCCGGGACUGGCCCGCAGCCGCCCCCCGGGGGCCUGGGCUCCCCGAAUACUGCCUUUCUCCCCGGCCACGGCCCCGCCAGCUUCCCGGGCUCUCCCGUGGGCACCUCGGACCCCAAGCCCACGUCCCAGGUCGUCGGACUCACCCAGAUGGUGCCUCAGAUGGAGGGGGCGGCGGGGGCCGGCCCCGCGCCUGCCAGCGUGAAGGUCGUCCUGCCCGCGGCCCCGCCGGCAGCGUCCUACACCCUGCCCGGCUCCCCGCUCGCCGCGGCCCCGGCCUCCCAGCCAGCUGCCGCGGGCCUGAGUCCAGCGCCCGCCUCGGUCCCCCCGGCAGUGCCCACCCACACCCCGGGCCCCGCGCCCAGCCCCAGCCCGGCCCUGACCCACAGCACGGCGCAGAGCGACAGCACGUCCUUCCUCAGCGCCGUGGGGAACUCGACCGCCAGCGGGACGAUGCUGCCGCCCCAGCAGCUGGGCUCCGGGCCCUGCGGCUCCUGCGGGCGGCGGUGCAGCUGCGGGACCAACGGCAGCGUGCAGCUCAGCAGCUACUACUACCCCGGCCCCGUGCCCGGGCCCAUGUACCGGGUGUCGCCCUUCUUCACCCUGCCCUCCCUCUGCAAUGGCAGCUACCUCAGCCAAGCACACCAGAGCAACGGGAACCAACUUCCUUUCUUUCUGCCUCAGACUCCGUACGCCAACGGCCUGGUGCCCGACCCGGUGCUGGGCGGCCAGGCCAGCUACGGCGUGCAGCAGCUGCCGGCGGGCUUCGGGCGCUUCUACCCCGUGUACCCGCCGCCCGGCGUCGUGGCCGGCUCGAGCGGCUCCGGGGCCAAGAAGAACGGGAACGUGUCGUGCUACAACUGUGGGGUGAGCGGCCACUACGCGCAGGAGUGCAAGCAGGCGCCCAUGGAGGCCGGCCAGCAAGGCGCUUACAGACUGAGAUACGCUCCUCCCCUCCCCCCUUCCAAUGACACGUUGGACUCUGCAGACUGAAGCGCGUAACGCUUGUCGCCCGGGCACGCUGCGUGCGGGCAGGCUGGGGAGAGGAGGGCGGAGAGGAGACGCGUGUCCUUCGUCUCUGCGCUUCCCAGGCCCGAAGCAGCGGGGACUGACUCGCUUCCCGUGGACGACUGUCCGAACAAAAGAAUGCAUGGGUUUUGUCUCUGGGCCUCUCGUCUCGGGCUCCCCGCAGGCUUCUCUGUGUGACACGGGGGAGUCAGACGCCCAGACGCGCUGUCCGGGGGACGCGGGGUGUGCUUCUUUUACACUGACUACUUGCUGUGUGCAAUGUUUACCGAAUCUUUAAAACUGUGUAUUUGACUGUUUUUGUUUUUGUUUUUGUUUUGACAACACUGGUGAGCGUCCGUGUGGUUUUGAAGAAGCGAGACAUUGCUCCCUGAGCUUCCUCCCUUCGGCCCUGACGGUCACUGUCCCCCCACACCCUUGCCCCUUCCUGGGCCCGUCUCACCCCACCCCCACCGGCCACUGCCCUGCGUCUGAAACGGGGCCCCUGUCUCGCCGUGGCCGAGGGACAGAGGCCGCCUCCCGCACACCUGGGCGCCUCGUGGGAGAGGCCGGGGAAGCCGGAUGAACCCGGGAAAACGCCACGAACCGAGUGGACAAAGCUUUUUCUUAAAGGAAAACCUUUUAUCAGCCUUACCUGGCCUGUUGCUUCCGAGAGACGGAGCGAACCAACCGCGCGAAUGUUCUCCCUGUCUGUAGCGCCCGUCGGCCGCGCCUGUCCCCCCCGGUCCAGUGUUACAUGUCGAGAGUGUGUGGGGCGGCGAGCGGGCAGACGCUGGCUCGAACCCGGCCUCGGGCUCGCUCCCGAGGCUGCAACGGGCGCCCCGGUGUUAAUCAUGUGUGUGUCCGUGCCACUCAGUUCAUGCUGCUGUUUGGGGGAAACCGAGAGCCAAUCUAUGGACUAAACUGCUUCCAGGUCAUUCUUGAUUUCCUAAAGUGCACUGAGGUUACCUGGAAGGGGCGUGUCGCCGCCGGCCCUGGCGGGAGAGGUCAGGGGAGAGGCCCGCCCUCGCUCCGGCUCGGGAGCCGGCAGGUUGCUUAGGCAGGGGGGAAAACUUGAAGAGAAAAGAAGCUUCCUCUCCUGCUUCCUAGGUCGCGUUUCUAUUUAUAGCACCCAUGUACAUUCUGGAACUUCCUUUCAGGGGUGGGGCGAAGGGGGAGGACGCGGGAGGGGGGUGGCGAGGGUAGAUGAAAGCUUUAAUUUAAAAAAGAAAAAGAGUUCGAGUAAAGGAAAUUAUUUUGAUUAAAUAUAUUUUAUUUGAUCUGGGUAUUUUUGGACCACAUUAUUAAAUUAAUUGUUAAGCUGCAGUUGAGUUGUUCAAGUGAGAGUUUUGAUAAGCCACGUCUGGACCGCAUUGUGAAUCACUUGCCAGUUGUACUUUACGGAGCUUAUUUUAUGAUUUAAAAUACUGUACUGUACAUAGGAGGUAUGUUACCUUCUCCUUAUUUGUAUGUUUACCAUAUACUUUGAUAUUUGAAAUGUUAUGUACUGGAAAGGCCACUUAUAUUUCUAGAACAGAUUGGAUUUUAUGCAACCUUUUUUCCUUGAAUUAACAGCAAUAAAAAAGUGA
Molecule: messenger RNA, 5376 nt
Organism: Sorex araneus (European shrew)
Lineage: Eukaryota; Metazoa; Chordata; Mammalia; Eulipotyphla; Soricidae
Gene: ZCCHC2
Product: zinc finger CCHC-type containing 2
Exons: 14
Coding region: 380-3775 (1131 amino acids)
Molecular function (GO): phosphatidylinositol binding; zinc ion binding; nucleic acid binding
Source: RefSeq, a predicted model, not a curated record